This is a messenger RNA of Serinus canaria (Common canary), 4093 nucleotides long. It is a transcript of the gene TCF24, whose product is annotated as transcription factor 24. Bases 1173 to 1667 code for a protein of 164 amino acids. Gene Ontology annotation, biological process: regulation of transcription by RNA polymerase II; developmental process. Gene Ontology annotation, molecular function: RNA polymerase II transcription regulatory region sequence-specific DNA binding; protein dimerization activity; DNA-binding transcription factor activity, RNA polymerase II-specific. NCBI's taxonomy places the organism in Eukaryota, Metazoa, Chordata, Aves, Passeriformes, Fringillidae. The transcript has 4 exons. The record is from RefSeq and is a predicted model, not a curated record.
GGGAUGCGGGACCGGGACGCAGCAGCCGCCGCGGGCCGGCGGGGGUGUGAGCGCCGGUGCUGCCCCCGCACACCGACAGGCAAGUUCCUAAUUCUCUGCUCCGCAGAAGGGCUUUCGUUACUUGUUACCGGAGUUACACGGAGGGCAAGGCCUUUUAAAAACCGAUGCAAAAUCAUUCAGAUUCACUGCAUUUUGCCCCCUAAGGAGCAACGGAAAAGUUUAUCUAAGGUUUCCACCUGUUUCUUUUCAGUUUGUGCGCUCUGCUCUGGCGUUUUCCGUCUUUUCCUUGUCUGUGUGGGCAGGUUGCCUUCAUCGCCAUUUCAUUCACACAGAAUAUAAGACUAAAAGAACUGUUGUGCUGGGGGUUUUUUUUGGUAAAAGAUGUCAAACCAAUCAUGUCUUUGUAGUGUCAUGUAAAAACACAAAUGCAUCUGCAUGCAUUAGAAAUACUGCACUAGAAGUGCUUUAGAAAAAACAUAAAUACUUUAACUUACUUUCACAGCCCUGUCCUCAACUCUCUCAACAUACCAGGUGGCAAGUGGGUGCUUGCAAAAAUUACUGCGAUUAUUUUAAAAACCAGACCUUUUUCUUGUAGAAUUUUAAAAGGGAAAAUUACUGUUGCCCAGAGGCUCUUCAUUCACUUUAGUUUUUAGCAGCAUUUUUUGGACCAUGAGAUUUUGGCAAUGCCUGAGUUUGAAGCACCUGGAAUGGAUGUCCUGAUUACUCUGGGGAGAAGAGUGAUUCUUCCCAGUCCCAGUGGGAAACACAAGUGAUCCUAGCUGUGGAUCCAGGAACCACCAUGAUUUGGCUACACAUACGUACAUACCUACAGCAGAUCCUUUGUUUAAUGUAGCAGAUUUUCCUAGGCCAUUUGCUGUUUGUGUUUGAUGGGAAGUCUGACAGCAGAGAAAUUUAAUUCAGAGUGAAAUCUCUCAUUUCCACAGCUGACAAAGGGAAGAGUACUUUUUUGUACUUUUUUUUCCACAGGCCCAGGAUUUUAUCUCAUAUAGAUGUGAAGCUCCUAAACCAGAAACUCCUAUUUCCAAGGGCACCCUAGGAAAUGAGGUUUUUAGCCAGGCUGUCACAGGAACAGACACUCCUAACACGUGAAAACCAAGAUCUGGGACAUCCACGAGGGCUGCUUGGCUGAGGACAACAGGAUCAGGUCACCGAUGGACGGUGGACACUUAGCCGAGAGCAGCGAGGAGCUCUCCAGCCCGGGCGCAGAGCCCGAUUCCUCUGCCGGCGGCAGCAAUUGCUGCCCGCCGCUGGCGGCCGGGCCGCGGGCCGGGGCCGCUCCCGCUCCGGGCCGCCCCGCCGCCGCCAACGCCGCCCGGGAGCGCAGCCGGGUGCAGACCCUGCGGCACGCCUUCCUCCAGCUGCAGAAAACUCUGCCCUCGGUGCCGCCCGACACCAAGCUCUCCAAGCUGGAUGUGCUCCUCCUGGCCACCACCUACAUCGCGCACCUCACCCGCAGCCUUCAGGAUGAGGAGGAGUCACCGGGAGAGGGCUUGGGCACCCUGCGCGGGGAUGGAUACCUCCACCCUGUCAAGAAGUGGCCCAUGCGUUCCAGGCUGUACAUUGGAGCCACGGGACAGUUUCUGACUCACUCGGCACAAGCAGAGAGCGCAAACCAUGGGGAAACAUCAACAUCUUCACAGAUCUAACCUCCCUUCUUGCUCUGAAAAAAAUGGUUAUUUAUUACACCUCAUAUAAAUAUAUAUUUAAGUUAAAAAACCAGUAUCUACAGACAAACUGUAAUUCCUGAAAUGCUGUUUGUAGAGGAGAAGGAAUUGAUUCUUAAAUGUAAUUAAUACCUCAUUAAGUUGACGUGACACAUCAUUGGUUUCUAUCGCUGCUGCAGUCUGAAUGAGGGGGAGCUGGUGGUGACUACAGCCAGCACCAAUCCAAGCAGCAGCAGCAAAGAGCUGCCAGCAGAGUUAAGUAUCCUUGUCCUCUCUGGGACAAGCGCUGUGAGAAAAGAGAGGAGGAGUUAUGUGCUAAUGGCCAAGUACAGGGCAGAACAGGCUUGGGUGAAGAGAGAAGGGCAAGGCUAAAAAUAGCAACUGUAAUCCCACAUAGACUUUCUCCACUGCUUAAAGCCGAUGGCAGAAAUCCCCUGACCGCAGCUGUCAGGUCAGGGCUCCAGCCGUCGGAGAGUCCUACACGUCUGUAGCUAUUGCUGGGAAUGUGCUGGGAAUACGUGUGCACGUUCAUGGAGGAAAAAUGUGCUGAGAGACUUGUCCCUCCUGCACAGAGUGCUGCAAUUCGAGCACUGCUUGUACCCACCACAGGACUGCGCUGCAUGUUACAGGCUCAGCCUGUGUUUGCUCCCCCGGCACAACCACGUGUCUGCUCACCACACCACAGCUCAUUUCAUUUAAGGGGUUCUCUUGUUGGAGCAGGUGAACCCAAAGUGUUGGCUUGUUUACUUAAACAUCUGUGUUUAGGCAAGAAAAGAGUUGAAGCUAAAUGCACAAAUGUCAUCUGUUAUAUCUGUUCUGUAAAACACUGUAAUUCUUAUAUGGUUUGUUACUGCUGAGGUAAGUGUUCUAUUAAAUAUUAUUCAGUGAAUAUUAUAUACUUUGAGUUGCAAAAUCUGUUAUCAGCUUCUCAUUGUACACAAUAAUAUUCUACAUUUAUUGAUGGUGUCUUUUUUCUGAAAGCUUCAUGGUUUAAAUUUAAAAACUGUAUUUAGAAAAACAAAAUUAUUAGCCAGAACAACUUUCAUAAAAACAGUAUGGUAAAAUCUGGAGCUCUCAACUGCCCCUGCAGCAUUCUGAGCUUUUAACAAGAUAAUAUACCCGGAAAGGACACUAUUCAAGAACAGGAGAAAAAAAUUUAAAAGAUUCCUCAGUAUUUUUAAAAGGCUUAUUCCUUUAAAUUGAAAGAUUCUGACUGCUUAACCAAGAAGCAGGGGGUCAGUUGGACGUCAGGAGGAGUUUCUUCAAGGAAAGGGCUGUUAAACAUUGGAAUGGGCUGCCCGGGGAAGUGGUGGAGUUGUGUGGUGGAGUCACCAUUCCUGGAGCUGUUCAAGGAAAGUCAGGAAAUGUCACUUAGUAAAGGCUGAUCAAAAUGACAAGGUGGUGAUCAGUCAAAGGUGAUCAGUAGUCUUCUCCAACCUAGUUGAAUUUGUAAGAAUGAAAAAUGCUUUAGCAAUAAGGGUUAAAAACAUGGAAAGUUAUGAAUGGAUGGCACAGAGAAUACAUCUCAGACUUAAGCAAGCUACAAGACCUGCAUCAGUUUCUCAUUGUACAUGAUAAUAUUCUGAAUUUAUAGAUAUUGUCUCCUUUCUGAAGACUUUAAAUUUUAAAUUACUUCUAGGAAAAAAGGAAAACCAAAAUACUACCAAGAACAACUUUUGUUAAAAAAGUAUGGUAAAAUUUGGAGCUCCCCACAACCCCUGCAGUAAAUACUAAAUAUUUACCAUGCUCUGCAGCCAGAUAAUCAGAGCAGCAAGCACUGUCGCUACUUCCUGUAGCUGUAUCCCUAAGACUUUCAGCAUUUUAUGGAAUUACUACAGGCUUGUAAGAACAUGCAAAAUUACAACAGCAGUUUUUCAGUUAAGAAGAGUUCCCUGUAUUUAUGAGUGGGGAUUUUUUUUUCUUUGAGACAGAUUAUUCUGCCUCAGAAGUAUGCCCUUCCUUCCAGAACACAGCAGCUUAGGCAACAGGCUCCCUUCGACCAGGGCAAGAGUUUCAUCUUAUAGAAAGGAGGAUAACAACAAAUCCUCUGAACCUGCUUGCUUCAAUCCUGAUGUUUGGUUCCAGUGCUACAUUUCCUAGGCACAGUUCAUAUCCUCGUGUACUGAAACACAAGAGUUUGGCAUUUAACACUAGGAGUAUGCACGUGCCGAGGAACACAGUUGAAAAUGUUUACACACUGCUAUCAGAAGUUGGCUUUCCUCAUGAAGGAAGCUAAAAGAUCUCGGCAAGCUUCAGUCAUUGCCUUCACAGCCGUUCCUUUGGAGGGAUGGGACAGGUGAACUUCCCGCUGCCACAGGAGAGGCGCUGUCCCUGCAGACCCUGCGGCACACGGAACUCCUCUCCGUGCUGCUCGCAGCCGGAACUCCAGCAGUGCCUGCGGACACGGA